Messenger RNA from Amyelois transitella, 1473 nucleotides. RefSeq lists its product as uncharacterized. Bases 1 to 1473 code for a protein of 490 amino acids. The transcript has a single exon. Lineage: Eukaryota; Metazoa; Arthropoda; Insecta; Lepidoptera; Pyralidae. Gene Ontology annotation, cellular component: nucleus. Gene Ontology annotation, biological process: regulation of DNA-templated transcription. The record is from RefSeq and is a predicted model, not a curated record.
AUGACAAUGGACAUUCAAAACAACUAUCAAAGUUACAAAGAAGCGUCGCCAGACUCUAAGGACAGUAACUUAAGUGUUGAAAGUGCAAGAACUACACACGUCGCAAAGACCGAUAUGCAAUCAACUGUUGUGAGCCAAGGUAAAACUUCGAAGAGAUCUUUUGACGUCGCUUUUCUGAUGAUGCCGGAUGAAAAGGUCCGCCAGAAACCACCUGAAAGACAGCUGAGAGUAUCAAAGCAAUUAUUUAAUAGUGAAGAAUGGGAGCAACCAGUAAAAAGAACUCCUGAUAUUUACAAACAUAACGAAUAUUCUAACGAUAACACGAUGGAUUCCAAAGAUCAAGAUGAUGACAGCAUUCGAGUGAACAAUAACAUAUCUCCAAGUUUUGGCUCAGACAUAAAUAUAGAUGUCGGAACGGAUGAGUACCCAAAUAAAACUAUGUAUUGCAGUGAUUCGGAAAACUCGGACCGAUCUAGAAGUCGUCCUAAUUCCAACGAAAGUGCGGCUAGACAGCCGAAGUUUUUGCCUGAAUAUAAGAACAAAAUAUUUGACGACCCAAUGUUAAUUAGCAUGCAGACAAGAGCAAGGUAUGAAAGUCGGUUUUCUGAUAAGUUACCUGAAAUGUCUCCUAAAAGUGCUUUUACUAAAGUUUCUAACUUUAGUGUCAGAUCGCCAAAUCCUUCAGUUAGUCCUGACAACCUUUUAUAUCAGAAUUCUGUCAGCCCACCAUUGUCAGCCGCCAGUCCACCAUCCACAUCUUUCAACAAAACUUCGGGCUUCAACAAUUUACUCACACCAGCACAUUUACUGAGCGGAAACAAUUUUUUCAAAACCCAGAAUGUACCGUCGUCGUCUCCGAAUUAUCCUGAAUCCGCAACAAUGCAGCAACGUUCCUCUUCAUUUAACAAAAAUAUGGAUUACACAGAAAAGCAAGGAGAUCAAAAAUCAGCUCACAUGACCCCAAAUAAACUGAACUUUCUUCCAUUCAGACCUGAGAUUCCAUAUCUUCAAGCAGGCGCUUCUUAUCCGUUUGGCGUUCAAAACUUUCAGCAGCCCAAUGCAGAUUUUAUGAAGUUUCCAGUUCCGCCAAGAGAACCUGUUAAUCCACUGAUAGCUAAUCCGGCUGCGGCUAUAUUAAGUACACUUUUGCCACCAACAUUGGCAGCAUUUUCAUUGCCCGCACAAAAUGUCUGUGCGAAGUGCAGUAUAAGUUUCCGAAUGACAUCCGAUUUGGUUUACCACAUGCGUACACAUCACAAGAGUGAAUCACAGGCUGAUCCACAUAAGAGGAAAAGAGAGGAAAAACUAAAGUGUCCUGUUUGUAAUGAAAGUUUUAGAGAAAGGCACCAUCUAACCAGACACAUGACAGCUCAUCAAGACAAAGAGGGGGAUAUGGACGAUGUACCCUCUGCACAAAGUUUUAGCAAGAAGACCAAACAAUAUUAUCCUAAUGGCUCCCUCGUCCACAAAUGA